Bombyx mandarina (wild silkworm) is the source of this 3831-nucleotide messenger RNA. RefSeq lists its product as uncharacterized. NCBI's taxonomy places the organism in Eukaryota, Metazoa, Arthropoda, Insecta, Lepidoptera, Bombycidae. The record is from RefSeq and is a predicted model, not a curated record.
AUCGCUGAGUGCGCAUUAUUAUUAUACUCGAGAUUACGGCGAACGAGUAUCGGACAUCGGAUUUACAUCAAUUUUGUAUUUAGUCGCUGUGCGACAGUGUACAGUGUGCGCCCGCGCCGAUCCCCGCCGCCUCCACUUCAUUCGGUCGCAGGGAGUAGACGGCUAUGGUGGUGUUUACGCCGCUCUCACAUACUCGUAACCGCGAUAACUAAACACAACAAUUUUCUGUCGAACAAUUAAAUUAAACCACAAAUUAAUCUUUAAAGUGAUCGUUACUAAACAUUAAAAUUGUAUUUAUAUCAAUAUAACUCCUUACAAUCGAACAAGUGCAUUUAGUGUCGAGAAGGCUACAUUCCAAACCGGUGUCGUUCUUGAAUGGACGAGGUGUGUGCUCUGUGUGUGUUAUUACUUACCGAGGAGUGACUGGUUUGUGCUCGUGAAAGCUCCCGCUGGAACUGUGUGAAUAAACACAACAUUCAUAAUGUAAUAGUCGUCGACGAUCACAGAAUUAUAAAGAAAAAUGGCUCGAGAAAACGAGCGAAACUGUAUCGAGACCGCUGCAAAAACGCAAUCGGAUAGAUCUCAAGAUGCGGAAAAAACUCUCAGUGAUUGCAAACCUAACGGUUUGAGAGUGCGCUUCCUGGAUGAGGAAGGUAAGACGGAGAGGACGGUCAGCGCUGACGAGGUCGAUUGCAGCGUUACGAGGGUCAAGAAAGUACAUAUCCUUAAAAAUAGGAGCUCAAGCGAAACGAGUAUUUUACUGCGGAAUCCAUCUCUUCUCAAGAGACGUUCCAGCGAACACCGCUUGGUUGACUGUCACACCGACAAUCUCAACAAUAACAACAACAACAACACGGCUUCCAGCGAGAACCUCAAUGGCAAGGUCGAACCCUCCGACGCAGACGGUGGCGAACAAACCAAAGAAUCAAAUGGACUCUUCAAGAAGAAUUGCAACGUCUACAGUGUCCAUCAGGCGAAGACCCUUACGCCGGAAAGGAAGAAGUCGAUACCGCUGAUGAUGCCGCGGUUAUUGGCGCACAAGCCAGCGGAGGGCAAGUCCAUACUACCCGCAGAGGUCUGCUUGGCCGAGGGUCUAUCGGGGAAGGACUUUACAGCGAGAGCUAUUGGCCGCCUGUCCAGGGGUAUCGGAAAGCUCCUGCGUCGGUCCAACAGUGUGCGGAUCAGCGAACCAGACCCCGUCUACAAGGUGGCGUAUCUCGGCAAUGUUCUCACCGGCUGGGCUAGAGGUGAGAACUGCAUCGAGAAGCCGCUGGCGACGUUGUGGCGCAACUACCAGCAAUCAACAAAACCUGACGUGGUCAUGAAGCUCUCUGUUACCAACUCCGGCCUCAAAGGAUUUACCAAAGAACACGGACUAACCGAGUACUGGUCUCACCGGAUCACUUAUUGCGCCAGCCCACCCCACUACCCCAAACUCUUCUGCUGGGUCUACCGUCACGAAGGCAAGAAGCUCAAACAUGAACUCCGAUGCCAUGCAGUUUUAUGCACCAAAGAAUCUAUAUCUAAAAAGAUCACCGAAGAACUGCAGGUCAAGUUGAAGCAAGCAUUGGUUGAGUUCAAAAAGGAAAGAAUCUCAAAGCAAAACGCAAGGCUGAGUCUUGCGAACAGCGUGUAUGACAACCCCAGCAUGCCGCGUCGUAAAAUACUUUUAAGUGUUGGUUCUAUGAACUACAGACCUCCUUUAGAAAGGUCCAAAUCAGCUCCGAAGCUUGGAGCGAUCGAGGAACUUUGCUCCGAAGAAGACGAGGAGGAGGCCGAGAUGAACGCAAGAGCUAACUUGUGUAAUGAAUGGACGAGAUCAUCAUUCUCCAACGACAUGGACAAUAUGUCGAUACAGACACUUGACAGGCGACGGCCGGAUGUGAAGAGUCCAAGGAAGAUGUCUUGUCCCGAAGGCAUCAUGAACCGUCUUUUAGCGUCGCCUGGUAGCGAAACUGUUACACUUACAGAUGAACUACUCGAUUUAAUCUCCAAAGAGAGUAAUAAAGAUGUGGGAACUAGUCAUGAUGAUGAUAAACUUGAAGCAAUACUAGAGACAAACGAAAUAAUCGAUACAGCAGCAGCAAACGUGACAGAAUGCAAAUUGUCUAGUAACUUCCUCGUCACGGACAGCGACGAUGGAUCUGUUUCUUCUGGAUGCGAGACUGCCAGUACCGCUGCUUCUGACUCCGAACCUACCUCCCUCCCAUCGUUACCCCAAGAAGACAAAGUUGCAGAAGAAACCGGUGAUAGAAUUGGUAAUUAUUCUAAUGAAGUAAAUCAUGUCCCUAUUGGCGAGAAAAACGGGUUCCGACGUAGAUCUACGUACCCUCCUCUCAGCGCUAGUAUCUUGAGCAACUUUGAAGAGAACUUUGAAUCUCUGAUUGAUAACCUCACUGAUGCGGACAGUCUGACUUCUAGCACCGAAACUGAAGUGUUCAAGAGUGUGGGUGACAGCGACAGCGCCUGCAGUGAUGAAUCAGGCUACUCCGAGUUCUUGGACGGAAAGGAAAGCAUUAUUGGGAACACUAUUAUGGUUUAAAUCAAGUGUCGCGAUUUCAUGAAAAUCGGUGCAGAUUAUAAGUUCACAGUUACAUGCUCGUUUCUUCAAUCAAUAUUAAACUUUAUCUGUGCGACUUGGAGCUUACAUACUAGGACCACCUUAGCGUUGUAAAUACGGUGUUUUAGUUGUAGAUAAUGUAUCCUGUAUGAAGUUUUGUUUGGUAAAUUAACUGUCCUUAAAACAGUUUGUGCUGUACAUGGUCCCAUAAGUUGAGAUGUUUAUUUUUGAUUUGUAUAUAACAGGGUACAUAUGUACUUUAGCCAGUUGACGUAUUACUAUAUUUAGAUGUUUGUUUGUAUAUAAUGUAAGUUGAAGAUGUUAAUAAAAAUGGAAAUUAUUGUCAUGUAGAUCGUAGUUGUGAAGAGAUUUCUAGAGAUAUAUCUUACGCCGUUUUUUGUUUAGGUUAUGGUGUUGAUGGUAUAGCAGUGUAGGGUAAAAAGCGUAACCCUCAUCUUUAGAUGCAUCUUAGCUUUCAUAAACGAUUUAUGAGAUUUAUUAUAAGUUAUAAAGAAUAUCCGCGAGAAAUAAUUAUUGUCCAACUUAUUAUUGAUUAAAGGCUUCAGGCACAAGGCGUGUUAAAGGAAAUUUAAAAUCGAAAUUUUACUUAAAAUUAAAAAAAUGUUGUAAUAUAACUUUCUGUUCAUAUCAUUUUCUUAAUUUUUUCCAUAAUUAACACUAUUAAUGGCAGUAGUUUGUUUGUUAACCAAUAGGAACAACCAACAAAUUGUUUGCUAACCAAUAGGAAAUAAAUAUAUAAAAUCACAAUAUUAAAUCGUUAACUUGUACAAAAGAAAAUUUUAAGAAAUCGAACUAGUUUUAAAAUCAUUUUAUUUACAAUUAAUAUUUGUUAGUAUAUUUGUUAUAGUAGUGUAUACAGAACUUUUGGUACAGGUGUGUUGUUAAACAAUUAGCAAAAUCACUUCACGACACUACUAUCUCGAUGUAUUAAUAAUUAUUAUUAUAUCAUAAAAUAAAUUAAUUUUGGGAAAAUGUUUAUGCAGCAAUGUAUUAAAAAAAACUAGUGCGUCCAAACUAGAAAGAGACAAUUAAUAAACAGAACAAUUCAAUCAAUAAUAUUGACUCUUCCCAGCGGUCGAUGUACGCAAAAUAUUUCCGCGAUCGGUACGUAUGACGUCACUAUGUAGCUUAGAAUCUAAAGGUCGUAGGUACUUACGCAUUCCACAUUUUUCGGGCAGUGUCUGUAAGCAGUGUCACGUUUGUAGAGAGGAUUUAUUAAUGAAAUUAAUAAAGUGAAAAAUGAUGAAAAA